Messenger RNA from Elaeis guineensis (African oil palm), 3928 nucleotides. The record is from RefSeq and is a predicted model, not a curated record. NCBI's taxonomy places the organism in Eukaryota, Viridiplantae, Streptophyta, Magnoliopsida, Arecales, Arecaceae.
CUCCACACGCGACGAUGACCGGACCCCGGCGAUGCCCAUGAGAGCGAGGUGAUGCGAAACCACGCACCCACGCGGGUCGCCGUCUCGCCCCGCUCUUCUCCCUAAAGCCACGACCCCUCCUCCACGUGGGCCCACGCUUCUCCUUCGUGGGGCCACCGUCUACGCGCCCUUCCGAUCCCGAUCCAACGGCCCUGAAAUCCGACUCUUUUUCCCGACCAUAAUCCAACGAUCGAUCCCCCAAUUAGGUUUUCUUUUCUUCAGGUUUUUCUUCUCUUUCUAUCUCGCUUUCUCUCUCUCUGCGCGUUCAAAUCCGACCGAGGCCGGGGAGUAGGCCGGAGAGAGCGCACGGUCGAGACGGGUCCCUCCGCCGCCAGAACAAGCCCUCGAAAUCCCCCGGCCCCACGGGAGACCCGAGUCCUAGCCGCUCAGGGAAAUCCCUAGCUCCUCCAGAAUUUCAUCGAGAAGCCGCCGGGUCCGCGGUUUCUUGAAUCUUCUGCGGGCAGGGAAAGGAGUGGGAAUUCGGUUUUCCUUGCCACCGAUCUGAUACAUUUCAGCCAUUUCUAGGGAACAGUAUGUUAAAAGAAUGAAAUGUCUCAACCCUGGGUAGAUGAUGCAAAGUUUUUCUCACAAUCCACUUUAUUAUCCAGUUUCCAUCCUGUAGUUUCUCAAUCUUCAUCAUAUUCCAGCUUAAGACACAGUCAUAGAAAUGUUUGUCAGUUGUUAGCAUGGAGGGAGAUCUCUCCUCGAGCAAAACACUACCCAAAAAAGUUGUGGGGCGAAACUUUGAAGCAGAGAGCUGAUUGCAUUGGGCUAAGAUGUGAAACAAUUGAUGCACAACAUGCUCUUAUUUCUUGGGUAGAAGCAGAGUCAUUGCGUCACUUGUCAGCCAAGUAUUGUCCUCUUUUGCCGCCACCUAGGUCCACGAUUGCAGCAGCAUUUAGUUCCAAUGGAAAAACACUUGCUUCCACACAUGGUGACCACACUGUCAAGAUAAUUGACUGCCAAACUGGAAACUGUUUGAAGGUGUUGAGUGGCCAUCGACGAACACCUUGGGUGGUUAGAUUCCAUCCACUGCAUUCAGACAUACUUGCAAGUGGUAGCUUGGAUCACGAAGUUCGUCUCUGGGAUGCUCGUACCGCAGAUUGUAUUGGGUCACGUGAUUUCUAUCGUCCAAUUGCCUCUAUUGCUUUUCAUGCCCAAGGAGAACUACUUGCUGUAGCAUCAGGUCACAAGCUGUACAUUUGGAACUACAACAAGAGAGGAGAAGCUUCUUCCCCAAUGAUUGUGCUGAGGACUCGGCGUUCUUUGAGGGCGGUGCAUUUUCAUCCCCAUGCUGCUCCAUUUCUAUUGACAGCUGAGGUUAAUGAUCUCGAUUCGCCAGACUCACCACUAACGCUAGCAACUACUUCUGGCUAUUUGCACUAUCCUCCUCCAGCUGUCUUUUUAGCAAACCUUAAUUCAACUUUGCGUUCACAUCUGGAGGCUAAGGUGCCUCUGAUACCUUAUUCCUAUUUGUUCUGGCCAACAUUUGUAAAGGAAGAUGGAAGAGUGCCACCUUUCCGACAGGGUAGUAGAGCUAAUAGCUCAGUCAGUGGGCAGCAAAGACCCAGAAAUGCAGAUAUUGGAAACCAAGACGAGAAUUUUGUGACUGCAAUGGAUAUAUCUCCUGGAGAACCUUCUAGCUCAAAUAUUAUGACAGAAGAUGCAUUUGCUAAUUCUAUGCUGACAGGAAUGGAAACAGUGACAUGUGAUUCUGUUAUGGGAAGUGCAGAAAACACUGAAGGGCAGCCUACCAUGGGAUUUCAGCAAAGAAGUUCUCCUGGCAUGGUUCAGAGGUUGGAUUCUUUCAACAAUGGGCCAUCAACAACUACUUUCCAUUGCAAUGGGGUGGCUAUAAGAAUACCGGUUAGGCAAUCUAGGCCAGGCGGAGAGGAUGCUUCUCCCGCCUUCAAUUCGUCAAACUCUUCAGGCAGUACCGAUCUUCAAUUGCUAUUAAGAAGUGUAGAGGGUGGACAACUUCAUCAGUUUAUUCCUUUUAGCGAUCCAGCAUGCUGGGAGUUGCCUUUUUUGCAGGGCUGGUUAAUGGGUCAAACUCAUGCAGGCCUUCAUACAGCUAUGCCUGUCAACAGUCCACUCCAAGGAAGUUCAUCUAUAGUUCGUGGAACAGGAGCUGACUUCUUGACACCUGAAUUACUAUAUACUCGUAAUGUGGAAGCUCUAGUGGCUUCUUCUUCGAUGGUAAACACUGGUAGCCAUGCUAGGGUAACUGGAAGAUCCAGUUCACAGCAUAGGUUACGCUCCCGUUUGGUGGCUUCUAUAGCUGCUGGAGAAGGUUCAUCAUUUCUUAAUGCCCAAAAUGAUGAAGCUGAGCCUCAUCCCGGUCCCCAUGGUAUUGAAUCUGAAAUUCCCACAUCAUUGCCUGCUACAGCAGCAGCUGAACUACCUUGUACCGUGAAGCUACGAAUAUGGCGGCAUGAUAUACAAGAUCCAUUUGCCCCUUUAGAUCCAGAGACAUGCCGUUUAACUAUACCACAUGCUGUCCUUUGCAGUGAAAUGGGUGCCCAUUUUUCUCCUUGUGGCCGAUUUUUGGUUGCUUGUGUCGCAUGUUUGCUGCCCCACAUGGAAGGUGAUCCUGGAGUUCAAUUACAGAUGCAGCAUGAUGGUACAGGGGCUGCAACAUCCCCAACGCGCCAUCCAAUUUCAGCUCACCAAGUUAUGUAUGAGCUUCGUAUCUAUUCUCUUGAAGAGGCAACCUUCGGCAUGGUGCUAGCUUCGAGAGCAAUCAGAGCUGCUCACUGCUUGACUUCUAUUCAGUUCUCUCCUACGUCAGAGCACAUACUAUUAGCAUAUGGUCGUCGCCAUAGUUCACUUCUUAGGAGCAUUGUUGUUGAUGGGGAGACUGCAAUACCUAUAUACACAAUAUUGGAGAUUUAUAGAGUUUCAGAUAUGGAGCUUGUCAGAGUUCUUCCUAGUGCAGAAGAUGAGGUCAAUGUUGCAUGCUUUCAUCCUUCAGUCGGAGGAGGUCUUGUUUAUGGAACCAAGGAAGGCAAGCUUAGGAUUCUUCAGUAUGAUGGCCCACAUGACACAAGUUGUGCAGGACCAAAUUUCUUUCUUGAGGAAAAUAUGCUUGAGAGUGUCCACUUGCAAAUUGAAUGACAUUAAUAAGGUUCGUCGAACCAUCCUGCUUGGGGCAUGCCAAAGCAUAUACUGACAGUCAACCAAGACGGUUCCAGCAUUCAAAACAAAACACUUGCGAGGACAGGGGUGAGCGAGAAGUAAAGGAAAAGAGAGAGGGAGAGAGAGGGAAGGGGGUGGGAAGGAGAUGGAAAGGUUGGGGAGGCCUGCCGAGGCUGUUGAGGCCUCCGAAGCUCUACCCUCCUCCGAAGAGAGGGAGAGGGCAGAGAGACUGACAGUGGCAAUCGGAGAGCCGUAGAGGCCUGUGGAUGGGUGGAUUUUCCUCCCUGGCCUCCGCUGAAUCUAACCUCUCUUUCCCUCUCUCCGGUUCUCCCUCUCCCCCACUCUCUCUACUAUAUUGGUUCGGGCCUGGCACAAGAUGGCACGGGGAUGUACUGAACCAUACUAGCGGCCAAUUGGAUGAUGACCUUUGUACAGAAGUACGCCCAAGACAUACAGUGUAGUAGUAAUCUUGACUCUUAGUCAACUAACUCAAGGCUGUUCAUGCACUGGGAAUUUGUUCAAGUGGAUUUGGAAUUUGGAACGUGCUCGGAAGCAGCUUAUCAAUAUAGGGUUCCUGGUGUAUCUUUAAAGUUUUAGUCUCAAACUUGUAACCAAAUGCAAAAAUUGCAUUUUGAACUCAAGUUAGAUACCUGUUCGUGUUGAGCAGUCACGUUGUGGUUCAUUGCUUAUUGCAUGUACAUUGUAUAUUUUAUCAUAUAGUGAUUUAUUCUCUGCUUGAGUACUUGAGAGA